Symbiodinium natans is the source of this 1770-nucleotide messenger RNA. The record is from the annotation of a GenBank genome assembly. NCBI's taxonomy places the organism in Eukaryota, Dinophyceae, Suessiales, Symbiodiniaceae.
AUGUCGGCGGAUGAUAUUGAGAGGCAGCCCCUGCUGGCGGAGGAAAAGCAAGUUGAUGAAGCCGAGGUUCAGGAGGAGCUGGAUGACGCCAUGUCCUAUGAUGCCCGGAAACUCAUCACGUUUGACGUGCUGCGCGCAGCCACUGGGACGAUCUGGGUCAAGGGAUCCCUCUGGAAGAUGAUGGGCAUGCUCUUCGCCAUCUCCCUCGUUACAGCCAUGGUGGUGAUCGCCCUGGUGAAGCAGCCGGAGAAGCUGGAUACCAGCAAGUACAGCAAGCUCACCACCUUCUUGAAAGCCAUCGUGGGUCUGCUUCUGGGCUUCUUUCUCUCCUCGUCUGUGAACCGAUGGUACGCUUGCACUUGUGGCUUCCUGGAGCUCUUCACCGCGAUCCGCGGGCUUCACAUGCAGUUGCUGGCCAUGGGCGCACCAAAGGAGCACGUGCACAUGUGCAUGCGGUACUGCGUGGUCUCCGCCUGCAGUUUGCAGUUUCACCUGCAGAUGCAGACGCUCCCAGAAGAAGAUCGGGAAGAGUUCAGGGAGCGGAAGUGGGCAUCCUUGAUCCAUGACGGAAGCCUGGACUCCGCGAAGCUAUCGAGCUGCACCGUGGCCAGACUUCACAAAGAGGAGAAGGAAGUCCUUGACAAAGUUGAGGAUCCUUCUCAAACCCUGUGGGUGUGGGUGAUCUCCCUGCUCACUCGGAUGUCAGCCGAUGGCGAGCUUCCCCCCAUCCCAUGCCCAACUUACGGCAAGAUUCUGUCCUGGGCUGACAAGGCCUACAACGGAAUCCGUGAGGUUCAAGCGGCUGUGUGCGUCCAACCUCCGUACGUCUACGUGCAGAUGAUGGCGGUUCUGGUCGCUGUGAACAACAUCCUGAUUGCCGUCAGCUUCGGCAUUACACUGGGGAUCACACUGAGUCUUGCCAUGCGAGAGCACGCAAGCUCCAAGGUUAUCUCCAAGGACCUUCAGGAUGUUGGCAUCGCCUUCCUCAUUAGUACAGUCGGCCCUUUCCUGUACCACGCCCUGCUCGAAGUGGCAGUGUGCAUCGCGCAGCCGUUCGCAGGUUGCGAUGAUGAGGAGGAGAAUUCGCCAGGCCGCAUACCGGCGAAGAAGCUUCUCAACAUCCUCAAGAAGGUCACUACGAGGUCGUAUGAACCUGGUGGGGACCAUUUUUAUGACCUUGUCGUGACCUGGCCCGCUAUUUUGAUGACAAAAAGCGGCAAAGAAAUGGCGGGCAAGGUAGACAAAGUUCUUCAUGUGUUCCCACCGACGGCUGCAUUCUAUGCUUCUCGACACUGGUUCACAAUCGUAGCCCGAGACGUCGAGGUGCGCUACUUCCACAAGUUGUAUCCCUUGGCUCAUGCACUGCUGCUUUCUGGGCUCGUGACUGCUGUUUGCGAGUGCAUGGUGCUGCUGAGCCUCAUCUUCGUUCACCACUUCCCCUCCAUGCCGGUGUUGUGGCAAGUCUACUGCGGGACAGUUGGUGUGGGAGCCUCCCUGGCGCUGGCAGUGUGCUUGCUGUCCCUUUGGAGAAGCAGCACGCCGCGCGAAGUGGCAGAGAAGGAGCCGAGCGAGGCCUCGCUGAGCCCCGCGCGGCGUCGGUCGUCGAGGCUUCUGCAGCCCAGGCUGUUGACAUCCUGUCGCUUUGUCGUGAUGCCGGGUGGAGCCUGGUUGUUUGAUGUGUGUUGUUCCAGCCGAGGGAGGAGGAGAGACCGCUGGAACACUUGCGGGAGCCCUUGCUGCGUUGAGGUCUUGCACGACAUGCGCAACUGA